AUUAUUUGUAGUUUUGUGACUAAUUCGGUCAUAUAAACCAUAUCAUCAUAAUUCAGACAUGUACAGAAAACCGCAUAAAGGUCCGGCAGAAGAGUUGAUUCGUCGAAGUGUAGUAGGAGGUACUUAUGUCUACCCCGGAAACUUCAGGGGGUUUAGCGUCAACAGAUCUUGGCGUGGGUCUAUCCCCCGAGAUCAACGCGAAUGCCUCCCGCCACGGUAUCUCCGUAGGAAUGUCUGCGAAACCUGGACCAAAACCACGCAGCUGCGUAACGUGCCGUACGCGUAAAGUUCGAUGUGAUAAAAUAUCGCCAUGUUCCAAUUGCCGCCGUGCAAGGAUCCCUUGUGUCGUUCCGUCCGGUGACAAGCCCCCGCGAUGGGCUCGCCGACUUGAGCGCAUCGCCAACAAUGCUAAGGCGGAGCAAGCAGUCGAUCCAGGUGUCAAUCAAGUGAUGGAAAAACUCCGAAAUCUUGAGGGCCUCGUAAAGGAACUUAGUAGCCAGCUAGAGCAAGCGCAUAACGCUACAAAAGCGAGUAGUCACAGUUCUCCUUCGGCCAACUCGCCAGGAAGUUCAGGCCAUGGCCGUGAUGCCGAGUACCAUGCGGUUCCAUCGCCUGGCAAAAGUAAUCCCGAUCUAUCGAAGCAAUUCGGCAGGAUUGUCCUUGGGAAUACUGGGCAGAGUCACUACCUUGAUAGCCUCAAAAUUGAAACCGAAGGUCUAGCCACUGCAGACUAUGAUAGUUCCGAGGAUGAGGCUUCACCUAGUAAGGCCCCGUCUACCCAGGAAUUGGAUAGGACUCCUUCACAGCGCCACGCGUUUCUGUUCCGGCAUAAUCUUACUUCUCACGGACCUGAUAUCCGCGACCUUCAUCCGUCGCUAUCUCGGAUCCCCUUUCUUGUUAAUGUUUUCGAUCAGAAUGUCAAUGUUCUGACUCAGAUAGUUCAUAUGCCUACAGUUAAUAGGAUGGUACAGAACUUACAAGAUAACGGCUUGUCGAUUCUUACACCAGCCAACGAAGCUCUCAUGUUUGCUAUAUACUAUGCCGCUGUCACGUCGAUGGAAGAGGAAGAUGCAAUAACUAAUCUCGGCUCCUCCAAGUCCGAACUUAACCUAAAGUACCGUUUAAGCUUGGAGCAUGCGCUUGCAAAAGCGGAUUUCCUGAAUGUAUCCGAUAUAUUACUUGUAAAAGCGUUUGCUAUUUUCCUAUGUUUGGCCCGCCGGUAUGAUAGUCCGAGAUUUAUAUACAUGAUGACAGGACUUGUCAUUCGGAUGGCUCUAUCUCUGGGGUUGCAUCGUGAUGGUAGCCAUUUCCCUCAUCUUACUCCCUUCGAAGUUGAGAUGCGACGAAGGUUAUGGUGGCACGUAUGCCUACUUGACGUAAGAGCCUCUGAGGAUCAAGGCAUGGAUCUUACUAUCGCCGCUGGAAGUUUUGACACCCGACAACCCCUGAAUAUCAACAAUGAUGAUAUUGAUCCAGAGACAAAGGAAAUCCCUAAAGAACGAGAAGGGAUAACAGAUAUGACCUUUUCUCUCGUGACUAGCUCGCAAUGCGAAAUAACAAGAGAGCUAAUGGCUGUCAGCCUCAAAGACGGGAUACCGCAGGUAGAUGUCCAGGAUCACCUGCUAAACAAGUACUACGAGAGGCUAGAAAAGAUAUACCUUCGAUACUCCAGAGCCGACGGAAAUAUCACCCACUGGGUGGCUGUCGUAAUUGUACGGCUGGUAAUGGCCAAGAUGAGUCUAAUAGUCUAUUUCCCGGUGCUUUUCUCGCCCCAAAGCGAGCACACUUCUGAAGAGAUGCGCAACAGGCUAUUCAUAGCCGCGAUCGAAGUAGCCGAGUAUAACCACAUGCUCAACUCAAAACAAGCCUGUCGGCAAUGGCGCUGGAUUUACCAAACGUAUACGCACUGGUAUGCCGUUGUUUACCUUCUGAUCGAAGUAGCACGGCGCCCCUGGUCGCCUAUGGUCGAACGGGCAUGGGUUGCGCUCCACAGCAGUUGGCUUAUCCCGCCUCGCAGCAGUACAAAUAAGACUUUGCGCUUCUGGGUCCCUCUCCGGCAGCUUAUGGCCAAAGCUCGGCGGCACCGCGAAGCCGAGAUCGAGCGGCUUCGGCGUGACCCGCAGGCAGCGCGGAAGUUGGAAACAGAAGACCGUAGUGCCAAACAACCGAGCAGCUCCGGUCCAUUUCCGGGUCCCGACAGUGCCGAGACCUUCCGGGAGCGCUGGCGCCGGCUUCUAGCAAUACCGCAAAGCCCAGAGGAUCAUACGCAGACUGUUGCGCAAUUUUAUGGAGAGGUUACGGUACCACCUAGUGCUAACUAUUCUGCCGAAACUAAUAAACCGGAUUUCCGCUCCGUUCCUUCGUACGACCCCAACGUCUUAGUAGCCCAACCCGGACUGGCGUACUCCCAGCCGAUCUUGACGUCGGGAACUGGAAUACUUCCGCAUAACCUUCCCGGCGAGAGUUUCUCAGAGUUAACUUUUAACAGUCAACAAAUGUUUCAUAACCUGGCUACACCGGCAGCCCAAUAUGCCGGUCCGGCCUACGGAUCUUCUUCGGCAUCUACGGAUCUGGGACCAGGUUUUGGAGCAUGGUUAUGGGCCGAUGCAGACCCAUCGGUCGACGUGUUUGCCGAUAUAGAGUUCGGGGCUACGGAUAUGAAUAUGGAUUUGGACGGUGAGAUCGACUGGAACAGCUGGGUGGCCUCGGCGAACGGGAUGAAUUGGCCGAGUGAAUAGAUGAAUGGGGAUCAGGCGUAUUGAUAUUGGGAGUAUCGCAGUUCUACAUGUCGUUACCUGUUAUUACUAGUUGGUCGAAUAUAUGAUAGGUUCUAAAGGCGAAAUUACUGUCUU
Molecule: messenger RNA, 2852 nt
Organism: Daldinia caldariorum
Lineage: Eukaryota; Fungi; Ascomycota; Sordariomycetes; Xylariales; Hypoxylaceae
Product: fungal-specific transcription factor domain-containing protein
Exons: 3
Coding region: 126-2738 (870 amino acids)
Biological process (GO): regulation of DNA-templated transcription; DNA-templated transcription
Molecular function (GO): DNA-binding transcription factor activity, RNA polymerase II-specific; zinc ion binding; DNA binding
Source: RefSeq, a predicted model, not a curated record